GGACGAGCUGACAAAGUCGGAAUAUUGCCGCAUUUCAUUAGGGUCUCUGCACUUUUUUUAUAAUAACUACGGCUUCAUUGACACUGAACAGAAACCAAAAUGUUCAUUACACUAAAAACAUUGCAACAGCAGACUUUCAAGAUUGAAAUAGAGCCAAGUGAUUUGGUGAAGGUGCUUAAAGCAAAAAUAGAAGCAGAAAAAGGCAAGGAUUUCCCAGCCGUUGGUCAGAAGCUAAUAUAUGCAGGUAAAAUUCUAGAUGAUGAAAAGCCCGUUGGGGAUUAUAAAAUUGAAGAAAAGAAUUUUGUGGUGGUAAUGGUUACCAAACCUAAAGCACAGCCUGCCAAACCAGCAGAGAGUGCCCAGACAGCCAGUGCUGCCCCAGCCCCAGCACCUGCCAGUACACCAGCAACCGCCACACCAGAGAAAAAAGAAGAAAAGAAGGAAGAAGUAAAACCAAUACAAGAAGAAACACCGCCCUCGAGUGAUGUUUCAGCAUCAGCUAGCUCAGAGAGUUCCUUUACACCUGCUUCUUCUGUGCCAUCCUCCUCAUCAAUUGUCUCUGCUGAGAGUACACUAGUAACAGGGGAGGCAUAUGAACAGAUGAUACUGGAAAUUAUGAAUAUGGGUUUUGAGAGAGAUCAAGUAGUAAGAGCCUUAAGGGCAAGCUUUAAUAAUCCAGAUAGAGCAGUGGAAUAUCUUUUAACUGGUAUUCCUCAAAUACAUAGCCAAGAAACUCAAGCUCAACCAGCACAACAGCCAGUACAAGCACCUGCACAGCCAGUUGGUACUCCAGCAGCUGGCACACCUGCCUCUGAGACAGGGACACCUGCUGGUGGAGUUCCAGCAGCCACUGGUACACCAACCACUGGUACACCAACUACUGGCGCACCAACUACUGGCACAGGAGCACCAACUGGCACUGGAAGUGCUGAAGACCUUUCCUUUUUGAGAAAUCAACCUCAGUUUACACAAAUGAGAAACCUUGUUCAGCAAAACCCUCAGCUUCUGCAUGUGUUGCUUGAACAGAUUGGUAGGACAAACCCCCAGCUGCUCCAGGUAAUCAGCCAAAAUCAAGCACAGUUUGUUCAGAUGUUGAAUGAGCCAGUGGAGGCAGGUGGGAGUCCGGUGAUGCCAGGGGUUCAGGGAGCAGGGGGGCAAGGGCAAGGACCUGCUCCAGGUGUGGUGCAAGUUACUCCACAGGAAAAAGAAGCUAUUGAAAGGCUCAAAGCAUUGGGUUUCCCAGAGGGUAUGUGCAUUCAAGCCUAUUUUGCCUGUGAGAAAAAUGAAGACUUGGCAGCCAACUUUUUACUAUCACAGGAUUUUGAGGAUGAUGAUCAAGCAAGCUGAUGGAAUUCAACGCUUGUUGUACGAAUAAAUGACUUUAAAGUUACAUGACAGUGAAUACCAAAUAUAAUAAGUAACUGUGAAAAGGGAUUGACUCUAUGGACCCCUUACAUGUUCACUGUGACAGUGCAUGGUUAAGUCCCAUGAUCAUAAAUGUUUACAUUUUUAGAUUACACUCAAAUCUUCCUGUGCUCUUUAAUGCAACAAAACUACAGAGUAGACAUGAACGUGACUAGAUGGUGUAAUAAAAGAUACAUAGGAAUCUAAUUUUUCAACAAAGUUGAUAUUUAGACUGUUAAUAUCCAGUUAUUAGGAUUUAUAAAUGGUCUAAGACAUUUAACAUUUUCAACAGGUUUUCUAAUUUUCUUGUUGAAAUUUCCAUUAAUUAGAAAUUUUGCGUAACAGUCUUUCAAUGCAUUCUUUGUGCUCCAACACAUUCUGUUAUAAGCAUUGAUCUUGGUUUUAAGUUGUAACCAACUUGAUGGCCUUUAGCUUCUAAGAUUUUAUUUCACUGUCUCUGGUAUAAAGGUAACACACUACUAACUUGUGCUUAAGAUGUUUAAGACCAUUUGUAUAUAUUGAUGAGGGUCUUUAAGCUGCCAGGGGACUUUUGAAAUGCUAAAUAUUGGCAGUUGUUGAGCUAUGUUGAAUCUGAAAACAUUUCAAUAAAACUUUCAUCGUUACACA
This is a messenger RNA of Lingula anatina, 2031 nucleotides long. Its product is annotated as lysine-specific demethylase RAD23A. Lineage: Eukaryota; Metazoa; Brachiopoda; Lingulata; Lingulida; Lingulidae. Gene Ontology annotation, molecular function: damaged DNA binding; ubiquitin binding; proteasome binding. The record is from RefSeq and is a predicted model, not a curated record. Gene Ontology annotation, biological process: nucleotide-excision repair; proteasome-mediated ubiquitin-dependent protein catabolic process. Gene Ontology annotation, cellular component: nucleoplasm; cytosol.